Morone saxatilis (striped sea-bass) is the source of this 3197-nucleotide messenger RNA. Its product is annotated as protein delta homolog 1. Bases 192 to 1370 code for a protein of 392 amino acids. Lineage: Eukaryota; Metazoa; Chordata; Actinopteri; Moronidae. Gene Ontology annotation, molecular function: calcium ion binding. Gene Ontology annotation, cellular component: protein-containing complex; plasma membrane. The record is from RefSeq and is a predicted model, not a curated record. The transcript is spliced from 7 exons. Gene Ontology annotation, biological process: establishment or maintenance of epithelial cell apical/basal polarity; heterophilic cell-cell adhesion.
GUCCAGGUCCUCUUCCAGCAGUCGGACCAUUAGUACACCUGUGGUAUCACUUCCAGUACCUCGACGCUUGGAUUAAAAAAAAAAAAGUGAAAUCAAAUCAAUCAAAUAUGACCGAAGGCACUUGGAAUCAGAGCGCCGGUGCGACAUAGACGCAUGGUUCAGGACAAAGAGGAGUCUUGCUCGACAUUACGAUGCAUCUCACGGCGGUGGUCUUAAUUCUGGUCGUGACAGGCAUCGCCAAAGGCUGGGAAUGCAACGCAGGGUGCAACACAGAAAAUGGGUUUUGUGAGAAGCCAGGGAAGUGCAGGUGCAAACCAGGAUGGCAAGGAAAGAACUGUGACCAAUGCGUGCCCUUCCCUGGCUGUCUGCACGGCACAUGUGAGAAGGCAUGGCAGUGUAUCUGCGAGGAGGGCUGGGUGGGCAGCCUGUGUGACCAAGAUACUCGCCUGUGCUCAUCCAGGCCUUGUGCUGGUAAUGCCACCUGCAUAGAGACAGGAGAGGGGGGAUACCUCUGCAUCUGUCCCCACGGCUACGCGGGGGAAAGCUGCCACCUGAAGAAUGGACUUUGUCUCGCAAACGGCUCUCCUUGUCAGAAUGGAGGCACAUGUACGGAUGCCGAUGGCUCAGCAGCUUACUCUUCUUGUUUAUGUCCCCCUGGAUUUUCUGGAGACUACUGUGAGAUCAGCGUUGACAGCUGCCAGCCUAACCCCUGCCUCAACGGUGGCAACUGUACAAACCACGGCCUGGCCUUCACAUGUGUCUGUCCGCACGGCUUCACUGGUUUCACUUGUAAUGACACCACCAGCCUCUCGCCUUGCGCCGGCAGGCCCUGCGCCAACAGGGGCACGUGUGUUGGUCAACCUGAUGGAACCUUCCGGUGCAUUUGCCAGAAAUGGUUUACAGGCCCCACAUGUUCCCUGCAGCACAGGCCGAAGGCCAGGUCCAAGCCGGUCAGUGCCAGGCCUGUGGACCACAGGGUGUUUGCGCUCACUCCGCAGCACUACUCCCUCCCUGCUCACACCUUCCAUAAGCUUCUUAGACCGCCCGAGAGAGACUUGCUCAAGAUCACCCUGAAGGAGACAGUCCACUCCCCCGGCGUCCUCGUCACCCAUGGUCAACUUGUCUGCUUUGGCAUGCUGGCCCUGCUCACCUGCCUGGUCAUCCUGGGCACGACAGGCAUUGUGUUUUUUGGCCGCUGCGAGACGUGGGUGGCUAAUGCCAAGUACAGCCAGCUUGUUCGGCAGCAAAGGGAACACCUGCUGAGAGAAGCCGGCAGCACGAGCCAGGAAGAGCCAGAGCACUCAGUAAACAUCAUCCUGCCGGAGAAGAUUAGACUCACCAGCUUUGGGAGACACUACACCUCCAUCUGAUUAAAUUGUCUCUCCCUGUUCCCCUCUCCCCGUAGAAGGAGUUUAAUAUGAAUGUCUAAAAAUAGCAAGAAGCAAAUACUAUGACUGUUGUACAGUUGUGUUAAUAAAGUAAGAGACACUGGACUACACUGGAAUGUAUCUGAAUGUAUACUCUACUGGUCUAAGUGGACACCAUGACACUGGAUUGUAAAUUUACUUUUAAUCUUACAGUUGAAAAACUAGCCAUUAAAAAUGUAUGAAAUUGUAAUUCUUCCAGAUAGCAUCUUAAUGGCUGGUAAAAAGAUGUCAUUGUGUUGUAUUUUUUAAGGCCAUUUUUGACUUCACAACCAUGGUUCAUCUGCUUAGUUACACGUUGAUAUGAAAUACAGUAAUGGGAUUAAUAUUACAAAAGGAGAAAUAAAGUUGAUAUAAAAGCAACAACCAACAGAGCACAUAAAACCCAGACCACUUUCCUCUCAGUAUUUGUAAUUUAAGUAAAUAUUCGUACCAUUGAUUUUUAUUUUGUUAACGAAUUAUACUCAGAUUUUAUAACCACGACUUGAGCUGCAAUGAUUAAUCUAUAAAUUGACUGAGAGAAAAUUAAUCAGCAACUAUUUUGAUAAUAGCUUUAUCGUUCUAGUAAUUUUUCAAGCGAAAAUGCCAAUGAACAAGCUGCUCAAAUGCGAGUAUGCUUUUCUUUGUCUCGUGUGAUAAGACAAAUGUUAUGUUGGAUAUUUUAUCAUGCAUUUUUCACUUUAUUCUGACCAAAACCAUGAUCAAUUGAUCAAAUCAUCAGCAGAUUAAUAAACAAUUCAAAUAAUUGUUUGUUGCAGUGCUAACGAUCUCCGUAUUUUCUAACUAAUGUAAAAAUACAUAUUGUGAGUUUGUACAGUAUGUGCAGUUAAAUGUGUAAUAUGAUAUUACUACAUGACACCCAAACAGCUGUACUUUCAGAUCCUGCAGGUCAUAACUUUACAGAGCUUGAUACUCUUCAAGGUAUUACUGUACAGUUUGUACCUGGAGGUAGUUCUCUCUGCAGAUGUAUUACUUUAGAUGUUGAUGUUAAAGUUAUAUACGUAGAUGUACAUUCUGUUACAAAGACGGUUAUUUCACAGUUCCCCAAGAAAGGUCACUUUCUGUUUCCAUCAUCAUCUAUUUGUAUCCAAGCUAUGAAUAUCCCUAUUGAUCAGUUUCAUUUGCAGUCUCUGCAGAGAUUUUCUUAGCUUUUCCAACAUUGCUUCUCACUGCCAGUGUUGAAAUUUCGCAGGUCAUGCACCAUGGCGCACAGCCGAGCCCAGAAAUCAAUACUCUGACAUCUGUUAAAUGUUACUGGUUUGUCUCACCAUGCAUGAGAUGCCCACCCACUUCAAACAGAAGAGAAAAACAGUAAAGAUAGAGUUAACUAUAUGGAACAUAUUAGAUGUAAACUAUUCAAAUGUAUCAACUGCUGUCAUAAAGAUCAUUGUGGUUUUAGAGUGGGAGAUUUUUCCUCUACCAGCCCCCAUUCAGCCUGUAAAGAGAUUCUGUUAACGUGGUUGUUUACUUAUGAUUUAUUGUUUGAUUCCUUUUACUGUUUUUAUGGUUUUAUUUAUAACAAUUUAACAUUUAGGAAGCACUUUGUGACCUUGCUCCGUGAAAUAAACUUUGUGUUCAUCACAGUUCUGUGAUAGGGUGGAUAUCUUGAGCUUGUAACAUAACAGGUUGUGUAUUACGUUGUGCAUUAUGAUUUACAAGUGGCAUUUCUAGGGGACCAGUGAUUACAAUCGUGCAGUACUUAUAUAUUUGUUCGAGUCUGGGAUUAUUUGCUAUUGUACCUUGUAACAGAUAACGUUUUGUCUGCUUAUUGCU